Diospyros lotus (date-plum) is the source of this 1884-nucleotide messenger RNA. Its product is annotated as probable carotenoid cleavage dioxygenase 4, chloroplastic. Gene Ontology annotation, biological process: carotene catabolic process. The transcript has 2 exons. Gene Ontology annotation, cellular component: chloroplast stroma. Lineage: Eukaryota; Viridiplantae; Streptophyta; Magnoliopsida; Ericales; Ebenaceae. The record is from RefSeq and is a predicted model, not a curated record. Gene Ontology annotation, molecular function: carotenoid dioxygenase activity. Bases 62 to 1795 code for a protein of 577 amino acids.
CACGUCAUCUCUCAGUCAUCUCUCUCUCUCUCUCUCUCUCUCUCUCUCUCAUUCAUGAACAAUGACUUCUUCCAUCUCUCGUCUCCCAAGCAAUACCCUGCGGCAUCAAGAUGCAGCAACAGAGAAGCCAUUAGCGGCAGCAAACAAACCAGUCAUCAAAAUGGCGGGUCAGCCUCCGACGCCGCCAGCGCCUAAACUAAUAAUAGGCCAGCACCAACGUACUCUUCCAUCUUCAUCAAACCCCAAUCCCAUCCCGCUUCUCUCUUUCUUCACCGCUUUAAUCACUUCCAAGCUCAGCAAUCCACCGCUUCCAUCGUCGGUCGACCCAGAACUUGUUCUAGCCGGAAAUUUCGCUCCGGUGGACGAGACCCCUCCCACAGACUGCUCUGUCGUGCACGGCCAGCUCCCAAGCUCUCUCGACGGAGUCUACAUACGCAACGGCCCCAACCCCCACCUCCGGCCCCGCGGCCUCGCCCACCACCUCUUCGACGGCGACGGCAUGCUCCAUUCCAUUCGUCUAUCCAGAGGGCGAGCCACCUUCUGCAGCCGCUACGUCCAGAGUUACAAGCUCAAGCUAGAGCGUGAAAAUGGCUGCGCAAUGAUCCCCAGCGUCUUCUCCGGCUUCUACUGUCUCGCCGACGUCGGCCGCCUGGUUGUCGCCCUGGCAAGGGUGGUGACCGGCCGGAUAAAUCUCGCCCAAGGAUUUGGGCUGGCCAAUACGAGCGUCGCCCUUUUUUGCAACACUCUCUUCGCCAUGAUUGAGACGGAUCGUCCUUACGCCAUUAGAUUAACAGAAAACGGUGACAUUGAGACGACCGGAAGAUUCGAUUUUGGCGGCGAGGCGCCAAUCAACAUGACGGCACAUCCCAAAGUCGAUUCUGAGACCGGGGAGGUGUUUUCCUUCCAAUUCUUUCCUUUUUUUCCUUAUCUAACUUUCUUUCGGUUUGAUUCUAAUGGUUCAAAGCGGCAGAAAGUACCAAUAUUUUCCAUGAAAAAAGCAAGUUAUAUCCACGAUUUUGCGCUCACCAAACGUUACGCAAUUUUCCCGGAAAGUCAGCUGGAGGUGAGCGCCAUGAAUCUGAUGGCACUCAAGGGUAUGCCCAUGAAGUUCCGGCCUACGGCGCAGCCUCGAAUCGGUAUUAUCCCAAGAAACGCCGAAUCCGAUUCGGAAAUGCGGUGGUUCACAGUGCCAGGAUUCAACGCAUUCCAUAUCAUCAACGCAUGGGAGGAAGAAGACGAAGAUAGCAUCGUUCUGGUCGUCCCACGCGCCUUAUCGCUUGAAAACUUCCUCGGUCGAAUCGAAAAGGUCCAUUUCUCACUGCAGAAACUGAGGAUCAACAUGAAGAGCGGCGCAAUAUCGAGCACCCUCCUCUCAGAGAGAAGCCUGGAGCUGGGAUCCAUAAACGCCGCCUAUCUUGGAAAGAAGAACAGAUACUUGUUCAUGGCCGUGGCUGAGGCCGUGCCCAAGAUGUCCGGCGUUGUUAAGAUCGACUUGGAAUCGGGGCGCGAAGUGGCGAGCCGGAGCUACGGGCCAGGUUGCUUCGGAGGGGAGGCACUUUUCGUGGCGAGGGACGGCGCCGGCGACGAAGACGAUGGGUUUGUGGUGUCGUACGUGCACAACGAGAUGGCGAACGAGUCGCAGUUUGUGGUGAUGGAUGCUAAGUCGCCGGCGCUAGAAGUUGUUGCAGCGGUGAGGUUGCCGGGACGGGUGCCCUACGGCUUCCAUGGCCUGUUUGUGGGUGAGAAGCAGCUUGAAACGGUUGAGCCAUGGCCGACUGGUCUAUCUUCAACCUAGCUGGCUAUCUACAAUUCUGUAAUUUAAUUAAUUUAAUUAAUAAUCCAAUUUUAAAUAACAUUAUAUAUAAUUUAAAGUGCUAAACAAAG